Messenger RNA from Abrus precatorius (Indian licorice), 398 nucleotides. RefSeq lists its product as uncharacterized. Lineage: Eukaryota; Viridiplantae; Streptophyta; Magnoliopsida; Fabales; Fabaceae. The record is from RefSeq and is a predicted model, not a curated record. The coding region runs from base 51 to 314 and encodes 87 amino acids. The transcript has a single exon.
ACCAAAAACCUUUUCACUUUCUCUGUUUUCUCUCAAACCAAUACAUUAAAAUGGAGGGUCUUAUUCCUUUUGUUUACAAGGCUAUAAUGCAAUACAAGAGUGGCAAAGAAGUUGCUAUAGGAUCAUGGAUUUGUGAGUCACCUUCGUACUCAUACAUGCGACUCCCUGGUGACUCGGGUCGGUUUCAAAACCCUGCUUCAUUCUCUGCACCUUCACCCUCUUCCAACCCUGUUUCCUCUGCUACCCAGAUUGUUGUUUCUUCUGGUGUUCAAUCUACGCAUCAGUGUUUGACACAUCGUCGAAUUGCAGCAUGAACAUGAACAACACUCUACGGAACAAUUGGUACGUGCCUGAAGAAAGCUGAAGGUGCAAACCAACCAACACAGUUCUGGUAAUCA